This is a messenger RNA of Camellia sinensis, 1046 nucleotides long. Its product is annotated as protein SIEVE ELEMENT OCCLUSION B. Gene Ontology annotation, biological process: phloem development. NCBI's taxonomy places the organism in Eukaryota, Viridiplantae, Streptophyta, Magnoliopsida, Ericales, Theaceae. The record is from RefSeq and is a predicted model, not a curated record.
UUUGAGAUGGUCUGGAUCCCAAUUGUGAACCAAUCAGUGCAGUGGACAGAGCCCAUGCAAAGGCAGUUUGAGAGCAUGCAAUCCACGAUGACAUGGUACACGGUGCACCACCCCUCAUUGAUUGAUCGAUUGGUGAUUAGGUUCAUCAAGGAGAGGUGGCAUUUCAAGAACAAGCCCAUCCUUGUGGUGCUGGACCCACAAGGUAAGGUGGUGAGCCCCAAUGCCAUCCCCAUGAUGUGGAUAUGGGGAAACAAUGCGUUUCCUUUUACCAGCUUGAGAGAGGAAGCCCUUUGGAAGGAAGAGACUUGGAAGGUUGAGUUGCUGGUGAAUGGUAUCGACCAAACGAUACUCAAUUGGAUUAGAGAGGGAAAAUACAUUUUCUUGUAUGGAGGGGAUGACAUUGAGUGGAUACGAAGAUUCACAACCAUGGCAGACUCUGUUGCGCGGGACGCACACAUCCCUCUGGAGAUGGUCUAUGUCGGAAAGAGUAGCAGAAGGGAACAAGUCAGGCGAGCCAUUCAAGCCAUCAAUACUGGUAAAAUGGGGACUGCCUGGCAAGAGCCUAUGAUAUGGUUUUUCUGGACUCGGCUAGAGAGCAUGCUCUUCUCCAAGAUUCAACUUGGCAAGGCUGAUGAUUACGACCCCAUGAUGCAAGAAAUCAAAAAACUGCUUAGCUAUGACAAGAGCAGAGGAGGAUGGGCUGUGUUCUGCAAGGGAUCGGAGGUGGUGGUCAAUGGGCAUGGGACCACAGUGUUACCUACUUUGGUGGAGUACACUGAUAUAUGGAAACAAAAUGUGGUCACCAUAGGGUUCGAUAAAUCGUUCAAAGAUCACCAUGAGAGGCUUCAUGGGAUUGAGCACCCGUGUUGUCGCUUCGAAUUCCCAAGCAUGGUGGGAAGGAUACCGGAGAGCAUGAAAUGCCCAAAGUGCUUGCGUAGCAUGGAGAAGCACAUCACCUUCAUAUGUUGCCACGAUGAGAAUCCUGCUACCAACAUACUUGACUGAAAUAUCCCGAUGUUGAACGAUUAUUAUUACACUAUUGCGAU